AUGCCAUCUGCAUCUGAGAUAAUUACUCCCUCUCUAGCGCAUCGUUCUCGCGCAAACAUCCAAUGGUUCACCAACAAGCAUAUGCGGCAGGUAUCUCGGCUCAAUGCGAAACAGCACCGAGUCAAUAUGAUGACGGCGGAGAACUGGUCCGUCCGCGGCGAGCUGGUCGACCAGUACAAGGCGCUCUUCGCCCAAAAUCUUUCCACCCGCCAUCUAUCCUACGCAGAUGGCAUGGGUGGUGACGCAGAGCUGCUGCAAGUCGCGUCGGACUUCUUCAACCGCGUGUUUGCCGCGCAUACCCGCGUGGAGCCGGCCCACGUCGUCGUAGGGGCCGGAUGCAGCUCACUGCUGGAGAAUCUGCUGUAUGACAUUUGCGAGCCGGGAGAGGGCGUGUUAAUCGAAACGCCGUUCUGGGGUGGGUUCGAGACAAGCUUCGUUCUGCGCUCCAACGUCACGGCUGUUCAUAUUACACCUCCAUCUGACAGUGAUGUAUCUGGAUCUGAGGAUCCGGAUCAUGUCGUAUUGGCGUAUGUUGCGGCGUACGAACGGGCCCUUCGUCAGGCCCCCUGCCGCAUCAAAGCCAUCCUCGUGUGUAACCCCCACAAUCCAUGCGGACAUAUCUACCCCCCGAAGGUAACCCAAGCCUUGCUCCAAUUCGCCCAACGGCAUGAUCUAUUCUACAUCUCCGACGAGAUCUACGCCCUCUCCACACUUGACGAGCAAGUGCCGUUCACCUCGGUCCUUGGCAUCGAUGUGUCUGCCCUAGGGGUAGAUCUGGCGCGCGUGUUCACGCUCUACAGUAUUAGCAAAGAUCUCGGCAGUAGCGGCUUGCGUCUGGGCUUCGGCAUCACCCAAGCACAUCCUGAUCUCCGUCUCUCCCUCGCCAUCUCGAACCAUUCCCGCGUCUCGACAUUCACCUCGCUCGUCAUCACCGCGCUGCUCCGCGAUCCCGCGGCCAUCGAUGGAAUCCUGCAUCAGAACAGAGUUGCGCUGCAGCGUAGCGCCCGGCUGAUCAGCGACUUUCUCGUCUUCCACCAGAUACCCUUUGUGCCACCGGCUGCCGGGGUGUAUAUCUGGGCACGACUGGGAUGCAGAUCCUUUUCACGGCUGGAUGACGAGCCCAGCUGGGAGGACGAGGCAGCUCUCAAUGAUCGCUUCGAGGCGGUGGGCGUGUCGGUGGGCGCGGGACAGGGGUAUUGCGCUAGCGAAAGUGGAUGGUUUCGGAUUACGUUUGCGCUUCCUGAGGAGGAGCUCAUGGAAGGGCUGCGGCGAAUUGAACAGGUGGUUGGAAUGGAGGGGAAGAGAUGGACCGUUGAUGGUGCGUAG
Messenger RNA from Aspergillus udagawae, 1326 nucleotides. It is a transcript of the gene gliI, whose product is annotated as aminotransferase gliI. The record is from RefSeq and is a predicted model, not a curated record. Gene Ontology annotation, biological process: amino acid metabolic process; biosynthetic process. Lineage: Eukaryota; Fungi; Ascomycota; Eurotiomycetes; Eurotiales; Aspergillaceae. Gene Ontology annotation, molecular function: transaminase activity; pyridoxal phosphate binding. The transcript has 3 exons. The coding region runs from base 1 to 1326 and encodes 441 amino acids.